This is a messenger RNA of Caenorhabditis sp. 36 PRJEB53466, 1356 nucleotides long. Lineage: Eukaryota; Metazoa; Nematoda; Chromadorea; Rhabditida; Rhabditidae. The record is from the annotation of a GenBank genome assembly.
AUGAAAGGAAAUGUGCCGUGGUUUCCUGGGAGCAAUCGAAAAACGCAAGCGAAACCGGCGAAACAGCAGGUUUUUACGACGGAAGAGCUCGCCGAAAAACGGAGAAUCGCAAUCGAGGAGGAACGGGCGAGAAAAGCGGCCAAGCAGAAGGAGUACCGCAAAAAAGUACGCGUCUGGAAUGGAACGGACGAAAAUCUUAUUGAACAUUGAUUUUCGCUCGUAUUUGGCAAGCGCGCUCUAGUGAACAUAGGAAAACCGACGUCAUAAUCACAGUUUCAGAUUUUAAAGCUGCUCUUCGUUUUGAGGAAGUGUAAAAACAAUCAAAAUAAGCACAUUCGCUUUUUGACAAGGUUAUUCAGCGAUAGUACUAAAUUUGCAGAACGAGGCACGUUUCAUCGAGUUGGGCCGUGCGAUUUGCGACCUCUCGCCCGAAGACUUCGGCGUUUUCCACGCGGAUUUCGCGGAUCCGUGCCCGCCGGAACAGUGCUCCGGAGAAGAAGUCGUCGCGAACGUCGCCAAUUUUGUGAACAACUUGAAAAAGUUGACGGGCGACUGGAAUUCGCGCGGCACAAUUCUGGCGAACACGCUCGCGCUCACUGGCACAAUUUGCAAUGUGAACCAGAAAUCCGUGGUUUACAUCGGGCAACGCGUCGAUAAAAUAAAGAAGCAUCGGGCGGAGAUUGCGAGAAAAGAGCAGGAGGCCAGGGAUAAGGUGAGCUCGCUUUUUUUUAAAACUUAAUGUCGCGCGGUGUACGCAGACUCCGCUUGUCAAUUAAUUUCAGCGAUUUCCUUAAUUUUUAUGGACACUUACAAAAUUGACGUAAAAAUGGGAAAAUGACCCGAAAAUCAUUAUCAGCCAGAAAUUGUGUUUCUAUUUGCGCUUCGGAACUGUUCAAAAUUCCACCGUUUCCUCAGCAUUUUUGGUCAUUUUUCCGUUUUUAAUUCAAAUUUUUGUUGUAAUUUACUGCUACCUUAGUCAAUCUUCAGAUCGACAAUCACUUUAUCCAAGUGGGCCGCGCAGUUUGUGCUCUGACUCCCCGAGAUCUCGAAAUGGACGUUUCCGCCGACGCAAACCGACCAGAAUUUGCACAGAAAUCGCCGUCACACACUUCAGAAUGCUCUUUUUGCGAGGAAGACGACGAGGAGCCGAACGGGCGGUCGAAACAAAAAUUGGCGUGGCGCGGAGAGGACGUCGUCGCGAACGUGUGGCACUUUUCGACGGCGCUCAAGGAUUUGCUGGGUCCCGAUGCGAAAACUACUGUAUUCCGCAGCGCGUUCGAGUUCACCUCGAUGGCGUGCAACGUGGCCGAGAAGUCGGUCCGGGACCGACAUCCGAUCCGCAAACUUGGAAAUUGA